This is a messenger RNA of Formica exsecta, 504 nucleotides long. RefSeq names its product histone H3. Gene Ontology annotation, molecular function: protein heterodimerization activity; structural constituent of chromatin; DNA binding. The transcript has a single exon. The coding region runs from base 57 to 467 and encodes 136 amino acids. The record is from RefSeq and is a predicted model, not a curated record. Gene Ontology annotation, cellular component: nucleosome. Lineage: Eukaryota; Metazoa; Arthropoda; Insecta; Hymenoptera; Formicidae.
UCUCGCACGGACCGCUAUACCGCUAUAGCUCGCUGUUGUGUUCGGAUCUGCUCAACAUGGCAAGAACUAAGCAAACUGCUCGCAAGUCGACCGGUGGCAAAGCCCCGCGUAAACAGUUGGCAACAAAAGCGGCGCGUAAGAGUGCGCCCGCAACUGGAGGCGUGAAGAAGCCGCAUCGUUAUCGUCCUGGAACUGUUGCUCUUCGUGAAAUCCGCCGUUAUCAGAAGAGUACGGAAUUGCUGAUUCGCAAACUCCCGUUCCAGCGAUUGGUUCGUGAGAUCGCACAGGAUUUCAAGACCGAUCUUCGUUUUCAAAGCUCGGCCGUUAUGGCCUUGCAAGAAGCGAGCGAGGCUUACCUCGUCGGACUGUUUGAAGACACCAAUCUCUGUGCUAUUCACGCCAAAAGAGUUACCAUCAUGCCCAAGGAUAUUCAGUUAGCUCGCCGAAUUCGUGGAGAGCGUGCUUGAAUCCAUUUUCUUAAAAAAUCGGCCCUUUUCAGGGCCA